Messenger RNA from Anguilla anguilla (European eel), 5955 nucleotides. Its product is annotated as trichohyalin-like. The transcript is spliced from 6 exons. The record is from RefSeq and is a predicted model, not a curated record. The coding region runs from base 480 to 2681 and encodes 733 amino acids. Lineage: Eukaryota; Metazoa; Chordata; Actinopteri; Anguilliformes; Anguillidae.
GUUCGGGUCAUGCGCUCCGAAUUCGCCCUCUCCAGCCUACACAUUGGCACAUUAUACAGGGACUGGAAAAACAGCUUUGAAGAGCGCCGCCUCCUGAUAUCACACCCCCUCAUUUAAACGAAUAAAUAAAGCCCGACUCACACUGGCAUCAGAUUCGCACUGAAAGUAAAGAAAAAGUGGCGAAAUUUAAAUCCGUCCGCACGUGCUGAGAACUUCGGUCGUGCAAAGGACCGCGCUCAGUGACUGCAGAAGGUGCUGGACUCGUUCCAGCGGCGCUGCAUAUGCUCACCCCUGUUUGUGCGUAUCUCUAAGGGGAAACCUGACUGGCGCAUCGUCUACCCCCGCAUCACCUGCCCAGAUCGGACAGCGACAGACAGCCACACUGCUCUCCUGACCCGUCUCAGCUGAACGCAAGGAGGCUUGAGGAGACAAACCCCAUGCUUGCUGACCACGCGACGGAUUAAUUCGACAUCCAUAAAAUGGUGUAUGCUUUUAUCACGUUGCUCUGUGGUCUAGGCGCAGUGGGGUGCCUUCCCUUGUCCCCAAUUAAAGAUGAGAAGGUUACUGACUGUGUGAUGGAGGUGCCAUCAGGGUCUCUGAACAGUGACAGUGACAAUUUGCAGGUUGCCUGUGCCACCAAACUGCAGUCAGGGGAGACAUUGGAUGCUGCACAGAGACACCAGGGUUUGUUGAGAGAGCUGCAGGAGCUGGCCCAGAAUGAGAAAGAAAAAGAGAAGGAAUACCAGAGAGAGAACAUUGAUCAUGAGAAAAACAAAAUGGAGGGAGAGAGUGAAGGGGGUGAGGAAGAAGAGUCUGUGUACACCAAGACUGAGGUGACGGGGGAAAAUAAUCUGGAGCAAGGGGACCAGGAGGAGGAAGUGAUAGAGGAGCACAGACUGGAGGUAAGGAAAAGGGAGGAUGAGGAGGAUAGAGAGCUGGAAGAGCUGCUUGAGGAGGAGUUAAAAAAGAGAGGGAGUGAAAAAAGAAGUGACAAGGAGGUAGAGGAGUUGCUGGUGGACCUGAAAAAGAAAAAGAGUGAGACCAAGAAAGAAGAAGAGUUGGAGGAGGCCAAAAAUAAGAGGGGGAAUGAAAAAAGAAGUGACAGGGAGGAGGUAGAGAAGUUACUGGAAGACCUGAAAAAGAGUAGGAGCAAGACUGAAAAGGAGGAGUUGGAAGAGUUGCUUGAAGAGGAAAUUAGGAAGAGAGGGGCUGAGAAAAGGAGUCAUGGGGAGGAGGUAGAGGAGCUACUGGAAGACCUGAAAAAGAGAAGCAGUAAGACUGAGAAGGAGGAGAAGCUGGAGGAGUUGCUUGAGGAGGAAAUUAGAAAGAGAGGGACUGAGAAAAGGAGUCAUGGGAAGGAGUUAGAGGAGUUACUAGAAGACCUGAAAAAGAGAAGGAGCAAAACUGAGAAGGAGGAGGAGCUGGAGGAGUUGCUUGAGGAGGAAAUUAGAAAGAGAGGGACUGAGAAAAGGAGUCAUGGGGAGGAGGAAGAGGAGCUACUGGAAGAUCUGAAAAAGAGAAGCAGUAAGACUGAGAAGGAGGAGGAGCUGGAGGAGUUGCUUGAGGAGGAAAUUAGAAAGAGAGGGACUGAGAAAAGAAGUCAUGGGGAGGAGGUAGAGGAGCUACUGGAAGACCUGAAAAAGAGAAGGAGCAAAACUGAGAAGGAGAAGGAGCUGGAGGAGUUGCUUGAGGAGGAAAUUAGAAAGAGAGGUACUGAGAAAAGGAGUCAUGGGGAGGAGGUAGAGGAGCUACUGGAAGACCUGAAAAAGAGAAGCAGUAAGACUGAGAAGGAGGAGGAGCUGGAGAAGUUGCUUGAGGAGGAAAUUAGAAAGAGAGGGACUGAGAAAAGAAGUCAUGGGAAGGAGGUAGAGGAGUUACUGGAAGAUUUGAAAAAGAGGAGUAAGACUGAGGAGGAGGAGCUAGAGGAGUUGCUUGAGGAGGAAAUUAGAAAGAGAGGUACUGAUAAAAGGAGUCACAGGCAGGAGUUAGAGGAGUUACUGGAAGACCUGAAAAAGAGAAGGAGUAAGACAAGGAAAGAGGAGGAGCUGGAGGAAUUGCUUGAGGAGGAAAUUAGAAAGAGAGGAACUGAGAAAAGGAGUCAUGAGAAGGAGGAAGAGGAGUUAUUAGAAGACCUGAAAAAGAAAAGGAGCAAGAUGGAAGAAGAGGUGGGGGAGGCCGAAAAGAAAAAAGGGAGUGAAAAAUGGAGUGAGGAAGGCAAGAAUGAACUACAGUUUUUGGAAGAUGAGAAAAAUCGAGAGAGGAAGCUGGAAGAACUACUUGAAGAGAUGGAGGUUAAAAAGAAGAGGAGUCAAGCAGAAGAAAAGCUGGAAGAGCUGAUGAGAGCGCUGAAGCACGUGAAAGAGCAUGAGCGAGAGAGGGCACGAGAGAGAGAGGUCAUGAAAGAGAGGGAGAGAGAGCUGGAGGAGCUGAAGAAGGAGGAGAAGAAGAAGACCGAGGAGGAGAGAGAGCCACAGAAGAAGCGCGUGAUGGAGAAGGCCUCUGAUGAAGCUACCCAUCAGUUCGACAGAGAGCUCUUUCACAGCCACGGCCACAGCACAGAGAAAGAUCUAGAGGAGGAAGAGGAGGAACAUGAAGAGAAGGCAGACAGAAAGGAGCUGCUGGAGAUCGAGGCCGGGCUGCGCAGAGUGGCUGCGGAGCUGCAGGAGCUGCGCAGAGGCUGAGUGAUGACUGGGACAGGCAGCACACAACACAUACUCCAGAACACUGAUAAACACUGAUAAACACUGAAAAACACUGAUAAACACCAAAAAACACUAUAAACACUGAAAACAUUGAUAAACACUGAUAAACACCAAAAACCACCAUUCAGCACGGAAAAACACUGGUAUGUGAAAAUAAUCCACUGAUAAACACAGAAGAACAUGGAUACACCUGGGAAAACACUGACAAACAUGUUAGCAACUGUGUCCUUAAGCACUGGUCCUCAGGGAGCAAGAAGCUUUUCACUCAAACUUUGUUAAUGUAAUUCAAUCAAUCCACAGGCUUAAUUGGAUGAGCUCAAGCCCUCUUAGCUAUAAGUAAACAAAAAAUCCAGUACACCAUAGCCAUCUAAGACUAGUGCUGAGGGACCUGUCAAUAAUCACUGAGGUUAACUUAUUCAUGCACCACAUACAACACACUCUUACACAUGCUCCGCUGUAUAUAUAUAUACUGUUCUAUUACUGCCAAUAUACUGUAUAUGCACCCAGACUCAAAGAUCUAUUACACUUAAAUGGCUGUACUGUACUUGUGAAAAUGUUCACCAACUGUAGUUUACCAGAGUAAAGCAAUGCAAAAUCUCAGAAUGGGACGUUAUUGCAAAACAUGAAGUUAGCAGAGGAAUAAAAGUGGAUUUCAUCACCUGGGAAACACAUAGUACUGUGCACCUUUUCUGCCAAGCGUCAGAUACAAUCAUACACACAUGCUGAAGUGUAGAGGCAAAAUAAGCACAUGCAGAAACACACACACAUACACACACACACGCAAACACAAGCACACACACACACACACACACACAAGCUUCUCAACAUACCCAUUUUCCCUAUCCUUUACAACCAUGCCAACCUUAUGUGUGUCUGUCUCUCAUGCUGGUUGGAUAUUGUCUCUUGUCUUCUAAUGGCAAAGAUGCUUAAGCAAACAAGACAUUCAACUCCAGUAGGCAGGGCGUCAGCUUCCAUCCCACUUCCACUGACUCUGUGAAUGCUGGUUUACAGGGGUACCAAGAUGAGCAGAGUGAAUUUUAAGCACAGCCAGAGAUGAGUGGUUGGUUCUCCCGACCGUGUGUUCUCAACGGCAAACAAGCAAUGACUUUUUAAAACGACCAUAAACUUACAGUAGUGGUGUGCCAAGACGCUUUUCAACAAGCAUCAGAGAAACUCCAGCAUGACACGACCAAAUUAAAUAAAGCAGAUCAGUAUCAGCAUAAUGUAUUCAUAGAGACCAGAGACAAAAAUCCAAGCACCACCUGCUCUUUACUGCACAUGCUUAAGCUUCUCUUUGUUUGAGAUCAUUAUUCAGUGUAAUGGGAUGGAAGUUCCUGCAGAAAAAAAAAUGUUUUGCAUCCAUGCUUGCUAAAUAUCAUUAUCAAUUACUAUUAUUGUGACUGUUAUUAUAAUAAUGGUAUUGUAAUAUGUGAAAUUUACUGAGAGUAGAAUAGCACUAGAGGACUGUCUAGUCUCUGGCUCAAGCACUGUUACUCAGACUGUUAUGAAGAACUAGAGUCUCACCAGGGGCAUCAUGGGACAUUCUACAGCCCAUACAAUAAUACCACUGCAAUCAGACCAAACCUUAUGUGAAGUUCCUUCCAGCUAGAGCUGCACUGGAGCUCUGCAUUGUGCACAAAAAGUGGGACACUUUUAGAGACCGCAGUGUUGUAAUGAGAGGUGUAUUAUUGUCCUGUAUGAAUGACCACCACAAUUAAGGUGAAUGACUCUACUUCUUUCUCCACUUUGUGCUGGACUUUACCUACUACCAGCAAGUCAAAGCCAAGACAAAGAAGGGAAAUGAUACAGCCAUCAUUUAUCUAUCGCUUUUCAAACUUUUGUAAUGUAUCGGGUGUUUAUCAUUAAUUAAUCAAUAAUAUUCAGUUGUCUUGCAUCCUGUGCGCACUUUUGGCUUUUAACAGACAGCACAUGAGAAUCACUGUAACCAAAGUGUAAUGAGAGAGAGAAAUGUUUGACAAAAGUGCCCCUCUGUGGUGGAUCAGGGUAUUGUCAGUCCACUGUUCUGCAGCUGGGAGCUGGUUGAGGUUUCUAUCUUCCUAAAGGAAAUACUAUACACUCAAACAACACUCUUUUUGGAACAUAUACAAUCUAUAUAACCUAUAUACUCUUCAUAUGUAGAACAUAUAGAAAUAUUAGACAAAAUAGAUGCAUCUAUAAAUAUAUUUUGAUAAGUGGUUAAUUACAGGGAAGGAAAUGCUGGAAUAAUACAAAUUUAGGGUAUUAGUAUUAUUAUAAUUUAUUUUUUACAAUACAUACAUUAUAUAAAUAUAUAUGUCCUGGAAUGUGAUCACUAUUGCAGCAAUAUAUUUUCUCUUUGGUUAAACCACCAUAAAACUUAAUAAGUGUUAAGUCUAAUAAAACUGAAUUACUGAAGAAUGUAAAACAUUUAAAAGGUGUAUUACCACAAAUUGACUCCCUACCAGUUUUGUGAAUUUGAAAUUUUUUAAUUAAAUACUGCCUUCUGAAAAUACAUUAUGUUCUACAAGUAGACCACUUGCUGGAGAUUCACUUAGAAGCAACCAAUGCGCUUUAUUGGACAAGUGGUCCAUAUACCUGUUUAAAAAAAUGUUUUCCUCAGGGAGACAGAGGUCAAAGGUUAAAGCUAGAUGUGACAAAGAGGCUGCAAUGCCUGACAGAUGGAUAACGGGAGUUUUCACUGGCCAAUCAAAGUCCUGCAUUUGUGCCUGCUAUGUCUUCUAUGCCCAUGGUUUUAAAAUUGUUCCUGGAAGCCCACCCUGUUUGCUGGCUUUUGUCUCAGCCAAUAUCAUUUGAUUAAAAUGGCUGAACGACAUGUUUCCGUUGUAACACCAUUUUGUUCUUUAAUCUUUCCAGCAUGUGCAGAUUUAGCACACUGACACUUUGUCUGUCAUUAAACUAAAUAGUUUCAGUGACUAGGUGGCCACACUUUCAGCAAUUAGGACCCAAGUGAGUUCACCAUUACAGAAAAUGAGUGCACUUGUAGAUGUGACUGAUUAAAAGUCCUGGGAUAUGACAUUUGAGAUUGCUUUGUUAUGGCUAUUUCUGGCAUACUGCAACCUUUAAAGGGUAAAUUAUCCUCCAGUAGACAUUAGGUGUCUAAUUAAGGACAGUUAACAGCUGAAUGCUAUUCAAAGUUGUGAUUAUGGCAGGAACAAAAGUCAGCUUACAUGGUGGGUUCUCAGGAUUGUGUUGGAAACCCCCUGUUCUUCGCUAUUUUUACCUGUCAAUCAAUAAACAGCACAGUUAAAACAAA